Molecule: messenger RNA, 24522 nt
Organism: Porites lobata
Lineage: Eukaryota; Metazoa; Cnidaria; Anthozoa; Scleractinia; Poritidae
Source: the annotation of a GenBank genome assembly
UUUGAUUGUCAGCUUUAACUCAUGGUUCAUCGAAGCAGAUAGCACUGGCUUCAUAAAAUGCCUAAAAAGAAAAGUGGUGUCGGUUGUUUCGGUUCUCGCUCAAAUCACCCCGAAAUUCGCUAUGGAAUCGAUCAUUCUCGAGGAAUGCAGAUGCUUCACGACUUCUCGCAACCGAUGCCUGAAGAAAGCGAACUUAAUGCUAAGUUCGCAGAGAUCGUGGUAAGUAAAGGAUAAACGAACUUUUAGGUUUAGUUUAGGCGACUGAAGAUCAACAUCUAUCGAGUUACUAGCACUUUAAAGUUCAAUACGUAACUUGCUCUUCUUUGACAUUAGAACGGAGGCGGUGUCAGACCAAAAUCAAUUUGUUGUUUAUAAUUCAAACACGUGCCCAGCUUUGAAGAAAAAGCCUUAAUUUCUCUCCUGUAUGGAAACAGACUCUUUGCUUUCGGGAAAAAUAACUUGAAGGAGAUUUGAUUUAUACUCAAAGGAUUCUCAAGAAAUAUCCCCAAUGGGCUUUUGUACUUCAGUGAGCUUAAGUUAAUUACAAUUCUGAAAUUCCUAUCUUUCAUUUUGGUCUAAAAAAAUACCUCUCCAAUUGAUGGUCUUGCACAGUCUACAGCUUGUAAGCGAUUUACAAGAUGAAUUUUUGCCAUAGAGACAAUACUUUUUCUCGACGUCUGGUUUGGCAAACUUGCAUCAUAAAAUCUGGAGGUCAAAUUUACUUAACUUUCAAUUCUGGUUUAUUGAGCAAUUUGUGCCUAGACUUCAGUUCGUUUUAUUUCAUUUCCGACUUUUUUACGACUCAGACAUGUCAAUAAAGUUGCAUUUCCACUCAUCAAUGGUCGGACGAUUAAAUCUCAAGCAUUGUUGUCGGAAUAGGUUUAUCGAUCGCCAAAGUUGUCAAUGAUCGAAUAGUGUCGUGAUCCUUUGGUGAUAAAAUAAAUACUUUGUACAUUCAAUAACUUGAAAUAAAGUAUUUUACUUCCUUAGAUCUUAAGGAGAAUGUAUUUUUCAGCGAUUCUCUAGCUUAAGCAGGACAACUGAGAUGGUCAUAGUUUCGAUGAUGUCUCAGUUUUACGUUGUAAUUAACCAACAAGAAUUUACGAGGUACAUUGCGAUAAAGUAAAUGGACAAGCUUAAGUUAACAGCUUAUUUCAUCGGUAAAUUUAAAACGAAAUACAAAAAUCCUUUGCCUUUAUACAAUAUUGGACGCUGUGACGCUUGAGUUUACAAAAUAACAAUUCGUCGCAGCGAUGGUACAGACGUCAAGAAUUAUUAUCAAUAUUUGUGUGUUUGUUGUGUUCUUUCAGGAGGAACUUGACCUCACCGCCGUACAUAAGAAAGCAAUGUUUGAAUUGCCACCUGAAAAAAAAUGGCAGCUCUAUUUAUCUAAGAAGAAGGUAAGCAACGCUAAACUGGAAGAGAAUACAUUAAAUCAAAGGUUUUUUGAAACCUGUUGAUAUUAUGCACAGCAUAUUGUGCGAACUCAUGUUUAUACUAUAUUAAUUCUACCAAUGUUAAAAAUUAAUGGCUGUCAUGUAUGGUGGAGUUCCUGCGGAAAAUUGCAAAUUAUGCUCUAUUAAUUACAUAUACCUAUACUAAAAUAAAUUUUCCAUUUGAAACUUAUUUUUUUGAUCCGUAAGAAAUUUUUGAAAUAUAUCUAUUCAUAAAUCAGGUCCUAAGGGAAUAUGGAUUGAAGCUGUAUCUAGAAUCUUUAUUAUGCUUGAAGUUGACUUAUUUGCAUUUUGAAAGUGUAUAAUGAUAAAUUAUUUCUUAUUGUCUGGCUUGCAGCUGUUUUUUAUUUUAAGUCAACCAAGCAUCACUUGUUGAUUUGUGGAAAUCCACUGUCUAUUGCAAAUGUGUUCAUAAAAAUUCUCUUAAUUCUUUAAAUCUGUUACUUAAUACUUGUUUAAAAAACACUAUUGUUAUCUAACUGGAAUCCUCUGAGAAUUUAUAUUAUAUAAAUUAACAUGCUUUGUUUUUAUUUUGUGGUUGGACAAAGCUAUUGUCCUCGGUAGACUUUUCAUCGCCACUCCUUUUUUGAAAACUCAUUACUGUCACAUUGUUGCAAAAUAUAUGAUAUAAAUAAAUAAAUAAAUAAAUAAAUAAAUAAAUAAAUAAAUAAAUACUCUAUAGUCUAGAUUAACCUGUGGAGUCAUCAGAACUGUUGCUUAUGUUAGUUAUAUUUUCUGUAUAGUAUCUUCUUUCAAUCAGUUGUUAAAUUGAAAAUCCAUUUCUGAAGUAUAGGUUAUAGUUCCUUGAAUAUAGUAGCCUUUUUAGUCGACCUUGCUUUAGCAGAGCGAGACUCUAAAAUUGCAGUCGUUUCUGUUUUUGCCGGUGGGACCUACUUUGUAGGCCACGCGUUCCCAACGAAGACCGCGGAAACUGGGGAUAAGAAUUGUGGUGACUUUCACUGUAUGCAAAUGAGUCUCGUGAUGAGCAUGCGGUAUAUUUUCGGCGAUGACUGAAAUGACGCAUGUAAGUUUGGCAAUGAUGUAAUUUUACUCGAAUGGAGGCCCUUGAUUUUCAUGUACGGUGGUUAUGCAUGACAUGUAGGCAUAUUAAAAAUAUCCCCAAGUAGGAUAAGAAAAUAAUUAUUAUAGCGGGAAAAUCCUAUUUUGUGCUGUUUUAAUUAAGGCAUUACGUUUCUCAGAAUAUUGUCGCGAUUACUGGAAAUCUUUGGUUAAAUAGAUUCACUUUGAUUGUGUAUUUAUUGAUAGAUUUUUACAGUUGUUGGUGACUUGUUAAGAUGUGAAGUCGUGUUGCACUUUGUAAAUACUUGAGAUCUCAAGUAUCCACUGUCACGUAAUUUUUACGUGCCUACGUGCGUAAAAUUUAUGUUCUCAAAUGAAAUAGAGGCAAUGUAUGAAAGGUCGCACGUACAAUUAUGUAAGCGUAAAGGUAGAAACUUACUUGCUCAACUUGACGUUUAAUCUCAACGCUUUAUAUCUUACUUUUAUAUUAUUUACGUGAUUAAAAUUUACGUACGUUAACGUGCGGAGCCAAAAACGCAUCAGUGGAAAUCCACCCUAACAUUAUGUAAGUGUCACGGAUGUGUUUAUACAGGUAGCUUUGAACUUGACUAUCCGCGCACUCUACUUUCAGCACUUCAUGUCCAUAGAAUAGAAAUCCCAUAUCGAGCUUUUCUGGAACGGUUUGGUCCAAGAAUUCUAUCGCUUGAAAGUGUUGAUUAUUUUGGAACAACUGAUCACUUCAGUGGUCAAAAAAAAAGAAGAAUCUUAAUGAGCAAAACUUCAAGGUUUACUGGAAAAUCAGGAUCGAGGAUCGAGGAAUCAGGGAUCGAGGAUCGGUUAAAAAGAACUUGAAAAUAAAAUGAAUAAAUAAAUCGUGGACCAGUGGUGAUGUGGGCCUCAGACUGUAGAUAAAUUUCACAGAACAUAACCCCAUUCGCUGUACUGAACACUAAAUACAAGUAAACUAAAUUAUCCGAAUCUGUUCGAGUCAGUGAUUGUUUUGACGAGAAAGUGAAAUUUUCCUGGAAAAUGAAAUGCUUUAUCCGAGAAAUGCAUGCUGUGUGCAACUCUAAACAUUGUACUCUGAGACUGUAUGGAGAUAUUAAAAGUAGAUACUAAGCAGCUAUGGAAAAUUAUGUAAUUACUUUCAUGCGGUAUUAAUAUCUUAUAAAAUGGACAACAAAUUCUGCAGGAAUAUGCGCAUACUGAAUUAACUGUGUGUUGUAUAACGUUCUGUUAAACUUACACAUUUUUCCUAUGCUGAACAUAUACUGUACCGAGCCGUAUCUUGGUCCGCUACAAAAAAGCUAUGUAUAUUUAUACUAAUAGAGUCAUGGGCUCCUGAUACCGAUAAACAUCAUCGUUCAAUGUUUUGAGUGUAAAAUACCUGAAAGAGUUCUCCUCAAUGGAGCAAUAUCAAUAUGUAGAAGGUUUUCAAAGGUUUCACACCGGCUGGUUUGAAGCUAAGAUGUGCGGCCUGUCUCUCCUUGCAAUUUUUACGUUUUGAGUAUUUACAUUGUGACAUAUAACAAUCGUUUUGUAUUCCAAACGAAAAAGUAAGCGCCUUUGACAACAAAAGUUAUCUCCAAGCAAGCAAGACUCAAUGCUAUUAAGAGCGUUCUUGUUGUUUUAUUUAUUUGGCAACAGUUUUUGGAUAAUUUGUUUGUAAUCUUUAGCAAACCUCCUGUACUUAACCCAGAGACACUUUAAAUGCCUUAACCCAUUAAGCCCCAAUAUCUACAUACAAAUUCUCCAAACUGAUCUUCAUACAUUUCCUUUAUGAAUUAGUUGAGAGAAUUUAAUAUCAGAUCAAGGCAUUUCUCUUUGGUGAUCAUUUUAUUAAUUCUUAUAACCUUAUCUCUUGACUAUGUAUGGAUAUUGUUAGGAGAAAAUUGAUGUUGGUCACUAUUGGGACUUAAAGGGACCACAAACCACUAACAUCAGUUUUCUUGUUGUGUCUGCACUUCAUUAGGCAUCGGAGAUUGCAGAAUUCUCCUUUUACUACACAGUAUUCUCUGACUAACAUGCAAGAGCCUAUGACUGUUUUCUAUUCAGACAUGGAGCCUCUUUCACGAUAUUCUCCUGAAAAGUUACACCUUUCUCUUGCUACUAGAACUCUUAGUGAAAUGCUGUGGAACCCAAAAUCAAUGUGGUCCUUUUAAUGGGGUGGCUGUAUUAUUGUGUGGGAAUGAAGGAGGUUUUUUUUUACUGUUUUUUUUAAAUAUAUUUUUGGUUUGUCACUUGGAUGUUUUUCUCCAUAAGUAAAUGUUCUUUUGUUUGAGAGGCUACAUCGGUGUUAAGAAUCUUGUAAUGAAAUAUUUCACAGUGUUAAAUUCCAGAAAAAAUAAUGAUUUAUGUAUACUUCCCCAAUGGAAGGGAUUUUUUUUUCUGUGAAACCCACCCCUGUAGAGGUUUCAUUUAAGCUCCAUUUUUUUAUCUUUUACAUGCAAGUCUUUGAGAUCCCCUGUGCACCCCCCCCCCUAGAAAUUUCCAAUCCUUUAUGUAAUUAAGGGGAGUAUGGAGAUGUUCUGAGACUAUCCAGUGUGACCAUUGACUGCUUAAAUGACCUUCCAUUUAUAAUAAUAAUAAUAAAGAUGUUUAAUCAACACAUUCUCGCAUUAAAAAUGAAUUACAAUGUGUUUACAAGGUUCGGAAAAUUACAAAAACCUAAUUGGGACUGGGUUCACAAAAUAAUUAAAAAUAGUAACACCUACAAGAGUUACAUAAAUUUCAAUCAUAGCUACUAAAAAAAAGUUAUACUAAGAAUUCAGUUUUUCAAAUUUAAACAUUUAACAGUUACAUUUUUGAAGGAUGUUGCAUUUGCCGUUAGGACAGUACUAGGGAAAAAGCUUUGCCUAAAACGCUGGGUUUUACAUUUAAAAGAUGUCCAAGAGUUAGAGUUUCUAAGGGAGUAGUCGUGGGCAAUAGACCUUAUCGGGGUUAGAUGCUACAGGGUUUUGACAAAAAAUGCAUGGACAUUUUGCUGGGAGCAACUACAUUUGUAUUAUUGCCCAAAUUUCCUUGGGUGUAACACUGUUUGUGGAGGGAUGACUUUGAUGCACAACUUGUGCAGGACAAAGAAAUCGUCCAAAGCAUGCCUAGAUGCAUAUAUGCCAUUCUGUUAAAUGGGCCAGUGAAACAGGCGAAAAAUUUGACAUUUGGCUAGAAAAUUGAAUUGAUAAUCUAGACAUCCCUGCUCAGUCUUUUUGCAUUCUUCCAGGUUUGAUCAAUGAAUGCUGUCUGUAGAACUGGCUUGUAAUAGAAAUAUAGCAAGGAGAGAAAAAAUGGAUUGGGAUGAAGGACAAAAACAGAUAAAAGUCAACUACUUUGCUUUUGAAAUUUUUGCCUUGGAAUUUUGCUUUGGGCCCUAAACCAUUAACAACUACAGUCACGCCUGUUUUAAACAGACACCCAAGAGUGUCACAAGAUUGCUCAUUUAGGACAGGUGUCCAAUAAUAAUUAAGGAAUGUAAAAAAAGAGUGUAUAUAAUUAUGUUUCCUUGACCUUGACUAAGGUUUGUUUAUUGGAGGGGUCCAUUGACAGGUGUUUGACUGAUUUAUUGUUUUGUUAAAGCACAGCAGCAUUAGCUAAGUCAGUAGAGCACUUGUCUGCAAAGCAGGAGGUUGUGGGUUGAAUUCCCAGGGCCGGAUCAAUACUCAGGGUCUCAAAAUAACUGAGAAAUGAAGAUACUCCCUUUGCACUGCAAGCGGCUAGACCUUCACGUGGCUCGGCCGAUGACCACGUAAAAUGGAGGUCCCAUCUCCAGUUGGAGAUGUAAAAACAGUGUCCCCAAUAUAUUAAUACUUUUGUGCUAAAUACAUUGACACUUAAAUGAUUUAUUCCCUUUUUUUGGUAAGUAUCACCACAAUAGAAAAUCGCAGAUCAAACAGAGCUUCCUUACGAUCAAAAGAGUGUUCACUUAUUAGAGAUUAUUGGACUUGGAUCGUCAGAUGGGCUUGUUGAUGGUUUUCAUUCCUUGUUUAUUUUAUUCAUUUGAUUCAGUUGCUAAUCUUCGUGUCUUCUUAUUUCAGGAGCAAGAGGAGUUAAGCUCAACAAGUUACCCGGAAUACUACAUUGAUCAAAUGAAAAGCCUCCAUUCGGUAAGUGUUUAUUUCAUAGCCAUAAGUUCCAGACUGUAAUGGAGGUAUUUUGAAUGUGAAGAUGGGUGAUGCACAGGAAUGCACGUGAACUGUGUGUUGUCUAGUUCUCUAUGACUUUUAAACAAGUUUUUAAACCCUUUUGGACAGCAAUGAAAAUGGUGCUAUAGAAAUUACUGUUAUUAUUAAUAUUAUUAUUAUUUUAUUAUUAUUUUUUUAUCAAACAGCAUUUGCGAAAAGAAUGUAUGUGUUCUUGUGCUAGACAGGCUUUUAGCCAGAGACUGAAACUUGGACAUCAAGUGAGAUUUUUUUGUCAUAAAAUUAUCAGAGAUUAUACUGGUGUGUUUUCUUUGAAUUUCUUCUGAAAUUGUAGUCUACAGUCUCAAGCCAUGAUGGUAUCAAUUGCUUACCAAAAGUUGGUUUUUUUUAUUGUUGCUGAUAAUUCAUUCUUGAUGAAGAUGGUGAUUGUGAGAACACAAAAAUUAUAUUUAUAUUUAUUAUAAAAUUUAUUUAUUUUAAAAUUAUAUUUAAUACUGUUAUUUCUUUUUAUUUAUAUCUUUGUAACAGGUUUUUGUUGCCAAGAAAGAGGAGGAAAAUAGAGAAAUAGAGUCCAGAACAAAACUAGUUGAUGGUCUUAAAACUGCACUUAGAACGCAGCCUUUGAGGUAGCAAAGUGGCAAAAAAGUCAAUUCUACUUUACAAAUGUACACCCCACAGCUCCACCCAUUCCCAUCCCUAAAACUUAGAUAAGUAUAGAUUUAGCCAUAAGGCCAAAAGCGAAGGUCUCGUGGGAUCUUUAAUGAAACUUCUUUCAGGAAAAAUUCAACCUUUGCCAUAAACAAGGAGCAAACUGAAUUCUUCCUGAAAAAGUUUGAAAGUCGGCCAUCAAUCAAUUGAAAACCAAUAUUUGGUCAGUGGAGAAUAUUGAAAAACAAACACGUCACCUCACUGAGUUGUACACCUGAAGCCAUGAUACAGUCAUGUGACACUGGUCAGGGGAUACCCUAUUGACAGCUGUCAAUUGACCAUAACAUGGAUGUCCAAUGUCAAGUUAAACACUGAUUAUUUUCGCUUUGGACUCAUGGCAAGUGUGACAUUUCACAUCCCCUAACAUGAACAGGCAGACACAUGGACAGACAGAUGGAUGGAUGGACGAUUAUUUGUCAAACCAAACUAUCUUGGAUGCAUAGAUAACAAAAUUUUAUUACCCAUGGUGCUCUGCUACAAAUGAUUAAUUUUGAACUUUUGAUUAGUAGAUUAAUAAUGUUGCUAAUUAAAUCAUGUGAUUUCUGUUGGUUAUUGACUGAACUUGUUGUUAUGUGUUUUGUUUUGCAGAUUUGUGCAUAGGUUUAUAGAAUUAGAAGGUUUAAAUUGUUUAUUAGAUUUCCUAGAAAAAAUGGACUUUGAAACAAGGUGGGUGAAGCCUUGUUAUCUAAUUGCACUGUACUUAGAAGAAAGAAUACAUAAUAAAUAAAUUGAUAAAAUUAAAGUAGAAGUGUACAUGUGUACCACCUCUUAAUUUUUGCAUUCAUUUCUUGAUUUUCUAUUCUUUUUUAGCCAAAGUAAAAUUCACACUGCGGCAAUAGGAUGUUUUAAAGCUUUAAUGAAUAGCUCGGUAAGAGUAAUUUCCUUUACUUGUACAAUAAAUUGAACAUAGGUUAAAUCAAGUCAAAUAAAAUUCAGAUUUCCAAUUUUUUACUAAGGUUGACUUUAAGUUUCCCUUGUUUUCUAAUGGUUGGUGGGGAAGGGAAGCGGGGGGCUGAGAUCUACUCUGUAGUAAAAAAAGGAUGGAAGGUCCAAAUGAGGCCAAAGUGUUCAACCCAGAAGGAAAGAGAGGUCUAGAAUAUAACCUCCCAUACGUCCCGUUUUCCUUUGAGCACAUACUGAGUGAUGAAAACCCAAGAUUUUACUUUUCACCACUGCCCCCCACCCCUAAAAUAAUUUUCCACCAAACCUUUUCACCUGAAGUAGUCAACACAAAAUUUCCAACCAUAAGGGCAGUCUUUUGAACACAAAUUUUAUGUUUAACACAUGGUAUAUUAAUUUUGAUGUAGUCAAUAAAGUUUUAUUUAUUGUUUAUGAAUUUAUUUUUUGUAGCAUGGAAGAGCGCAUGUACUAGCUCAUCCUUCGUGUAUCAAUAUCAUUGCUCAGAGUAUGAGCACAGAAAAUAUCAAAACUAAAAUACAAGGUAGGUCUAUUAAACCUUCUUUGUUCAGAACAUGGUAGAUUUUUCUUUUGUAAUUUACAGUUUUCUGUUAUCGUGGUUUUCUAGACACUGUGGAGUUAAGGCUUUUUCGUGAUUUUAACUUGUUACCUAGCAAGGUUAGGUCCCGUUGUGGACAAGAGUGUCGGCAGGGGGCUUGGUGUGUGACAGGGAGGUAGUUAUGGCAACCUCAUUAGUGAUGAUCGCCCCUGCUUGCUUCCUGCCAUUAUCUUACUCAUCUGGUUUAUGAACAGAAUUAGUAUAAAACACCUCUGUCCAAAACAGUACAACUUUUGCCAUUUAAUCCAGUAAAACUCCUUUAUCAUUUUAAUUUCAGAUUAAAGCAGUCAGGUCUGUUGUAAGAUUUUAAGCAAGUGGCUUCAGAGUAGAUUGUUCUGUACACCCAGGCUCAUUAUUUUUCCUGUUUGUGAUUACAGUUCUAGAAAUCUUAGGAGCUGUCUGCCUUGUUCCUGGAGGUCACAAGAAGGCCUUAGAUGCCAUGACUCACUUUCAGAAGUUUAACGAGGAAAGAACAAGAUUUCAGGUUGGUAGAAAACAAUUUUUCAUGGAAAGAGGAUAUGAUAUAAAUGUAAAAAUUCCACCAUUUGAAAUUAAUAUAUUUGUGCCGUAGCAAGAGAGAUGUCAAAUGAGAGACUAAUGUUUGACUUAAUGUCCUGUUAAAAUGUCUUUAAAGAAUUCAACAUUGUGUCGAAUUGAGUUUAAGUUUGUUCCCUACCAAGUAUGAAAAUGAAAAUUGCAUUUUAUUCUUUAUAUUCAAAUAAGGUUCACUUGGAUGAUUAUGUUAGCUAACGUGUCAUUAAAUGCCAAACAGCCAUAAAUUAUUGCAAUAUCAAAAUUAUUUUUUGUUUGUAGACACUGAUAAAUGAUUUAGAUCGCACCACUGGACACCACAGAGAUGAAUUUAACUUGAAAAUUGCCAUCAUGUCAUUCAUCAAUGCAGCACUCAAGUAUGGAGCAGGCGCUGUAAGUUAAAACACAAUAUCUGCCUCCGUAUGUAACAAUAAUCCCUUGAACUGAUCAACAUAUCAUUUCUCUUUAAAUGAAACCACUGGAUCACACUAAAAAGGUCGUGAGAGUGUAGGAAAAGAUUACCAUGCUUAGAUAAAUUGACUUAAUUUUCAAGCAAAUUCCCUUUAACUGACAAGAUGUUGAUAGAGAAUAAAGCUAAGUAUGUGCUCUUCAAUGUUACCUAUAGGGCCAUAGUAGGCUGGGCUGUACUACAAAAGGCCAAGGGCUGGGUAGAGUGAAGAUUUUGUCUGGCUAAUGUAGAAAUGUAAACCCUUAUUACUUAUUAGUAAAAACAGCACAAGAAAAACACAAGAAAUUUUCAAAACCUUGCCUUCAUUGUACUUGUACGAAUGAACCUUUUCUAUUUCUGCACCUACUUAAAAAAAUUAACAGUUUCUUAAUGUUGUGGAUUGAGCAAUCACCGGAUGAUGUAAUCCAAGCGAUUGAAAGGUUACAAUAUCUGACAGGACACCCUAGAAAUAACCCAAAAUUAUUGACAACCUUGUCAGUUGGAGACUGGCUUUUUUCCAGCAAGGAUUAAAGUUUAAUUUUCUUUUUUUGUUUUUCAAAUGCAGGAACAUCUUGAAUUUCGCAUCCAUCUUCGGUUUGAGUUUCUAAUGCUUGGAAUUGAACCAGUAAUUGAGAAGUUGCGUACUUUGGAAAAUGCAACACUGGAUAGGUAUCAAAUGUUUCUUCAAUUUUUGGUGUCACUUGCAUUUUAUGAGAAAGAUUAACAAUAAAAGCAAUAUUUUCAUGGCUACAUGCUGCUAUUAUUAAGCGGAAAUUUCAAGUAGGUUAGUUGGUGAGUCUUUUAGAUGGGGAUAACCUCUAGAUCUCUCCUUUUGAGAGUUAUUUUGUUUUGUUUUCUAUAUCUUGAUGAACGUGUUGUAAAGCACAUUUAUUAUAGCAGGUGGAAGUUUAUUGGUAAUAUCUCUUCACAAUCAUUUACUUCGAACUUAUUUAGCUACCACUGAAUGAUAGAUAUAAACUGCUGCUCGCCAUCGUAAAUAUCAAGUGUAAAUUUUGAGAACAGGCUUGAAAGUAAAGGCAAAAGAGGUUGAAAUGUUGUGCUUUUAGAGUUUCACUCAUAAAUCAUUUAUGCAUUAUUCUUGUUAUCAGUGGAUAAUGGCCUUGUUCUUCUUGCAGGCACUUGAACUUUUUUGACAUUGUGAGGCUUGAUGAUGAAAAGGAACUCUCUAAGAGAUAUGGCCAGGUAAUUGAAGAGACAAGGGAAUAGCUGCCAUAGUUUAAUAACUCGCCCCAGUUGUUUGGAAGGUGGAUAACGCUAUCCAGUGCAUAUAUUUCUCUCCAGUGGAUAGCGUAUUGAUUUCCUUAAUACUUAUUUUAUACUGAAUAGUGAUUUAUCUGGUGGAUAGAGCUAUCAACUGUUUGAAUAACCUGGGCCUGCAAGUUAAAUUUUAUUUUCCUUUGUUGUUAUGUACAGUAACUUUGUAUGAUGAUAUUUGAACCACAAGCAUUCUAGGAAACUAAGAGAUCAGGGUCAUAGUAUUUAAAAGAACCUUAACAUUUUCAAGUGAUACAAUGUAGUUGGGUGGGGUUGGGGGGUCCUCACCCACAAAGGCUACCCUAAGGGUUUAUGGCCCCCGCUUUAGAAACAAAUUUUCUGGUUCUGCUAUUAACAUUUAAUUUUAUUACGUUGUAUAAUGUAAACCUUCAUGGAUUUGCAAACCUUCGUGGAUUUGGAUUUAGAUUUGUGCAAAUUGACAAGUGGAAACCACUUGUAGUUAUCUGAACCCCAGUUGUUUAAGCGUCAGAUAGUGCUAUCCACUGGAUGAAUCCCUGUCCAAUUCCAUUGGAUAAGACUAGGGAAACCAGUUGCACCAUCCACUAGAUAGAGAUUUAUCCAGCGGAUAGCGUUAUCCGCUGGAUAAAUCACUAUCAAGCAGAUAAAUAUUAGGGAAACCAGUUGCGACAUCCACUGUAUAGAGAUUUAUCCAGCGGAUAGCAUUAUUCACCCUUCUAACUACUGCAGCCUGCUUGCCCCAGCUUCAUCUUUCAAAUCAUUUUAUUGCCCUUCUACUGUACUGUAUUAAUUUUUUAAUAGUCUGAGGUAUCUUUAUUUUGCCUUUUCUUAUCACUAGCCAUAUAUUGAUCUGCGGAGUGCCACUUGUAUGUUUGAAGUUCUCAGAAGAAAACUCUGCACCACGUCAGCGUACCCACACUUCCUGUCCAUUUUGCACCACAUGCUUCUAGUACCAAGUGAGUUGCCUAAUUUUGCAUCGUUAAGAAGACUUAAACUUGGCAAUUGAAAUUAAAAAAGGUUGAUUUAGUACAGCUAAAUUGAAGCAAAAUCAUUUAUCUCUUAGUUACUUUUUCGUUAUUUUUUGUGGUUCCGGUAAUACCCAUAAUUCAGGUGAACUACUGAUUUUUUCUAAAAGCAUGCUUCCACGAUUUGGCUGUUGUCGGUUUUAUCAGAACAUCACCCAAUGUAAUAAUAUAGGAAUUUUGCCGAAAAUGGGGUUUAUUUUGAAGCUAGUCGAGCCAUUUUCUGGUCACUGCCUGGCUAUAAAGACCUAAAACUUACCAAAAAGCUGUUUUCAGAUCGUGCACUUCGCGGCCUUCUGUUCGAGAUGCAGCUUAUCAGGUUCCAAAGUUCGGGCAUGCGCAGAAAGCAUAGUUGUGAAAUGUUAUGUAAAAUAAUCCCCCUCAUUUUCCGCUUUUUUAGUCCUGUUUUUGUCCUUUUUGGAGGUUUUUAGUAGACUCUAUUUCGAUGGGAAAAGUUUUUGGUAAAACUUUUAGGAUCGUUGGAUUAGGUAGGAGGUAGUUGCAGUAGUUGGGUACUAGUGGAACAUGAUUUUCAUCGCAAUUUUUGGGUCAAUGUUACAGGUUACAGCCUUUUUUUCCGACCUCAUUGACUGAAUCGCGCUCAUUCUGGCGUGGUUUGAAAGAUCUCUUCACCCUGCACAAGUAAAUCGAUGACGUCACAAGCGGUGCAAGGGACGAGGUUCCACUCGGGCGGUUAAGCAACAACCGGAAGUGGACAUUCUUGGGCAUUGGUUUUGCCCACAUUCUCGGCCAAAGCGUCUAAAAGCAUAGCCUGCGAACAGCAGACGCAUUUCCGGUCGUCGCUUCUCUCCUUCCGAAAAAAUUUCGGAGGGAGAGAAGCGACGACCAGAAAUGCGUCUGCUGUUCGCAGCCUCCCUACAGCACAAUUAGCUUUACAAAUUCGGUAGUGGCAAAAGAUAUUUAAAGGCAACAGGCCUAACCUCCAGUUGACGUGCGUUGAUCAAAAACGCCUUUGCUUAAAGUUCGCUAAUUAAGGCUCUCCCGUGUUAAAAUUCGUGUCAAGAUUUACACCUGUGCAUGGUUACCACAGCAGAUGUUAAUUGGCUUAUUUUGUUGUUUUUCAGAUGAUCACGGAGUGGCUCGGAGACUAUGGCAGUUGAUUGACAGAGUCGUUCAACAAAUCACAGUCCAGGAAGAUGAUGGAAGUGACCCGGAUGUUGCUCCACUAGAUAUCAAUGUUAAUUACAUUCUUGAUACGUAAGUAAAGGAGCUCCUGUUUUAUUCAUCUGAGCUGGGUUGUUCAAAGCUGGGCUAAGAUAAUCCAGGGUUAGUGCGAAAUUUGAUUUCAGAUAUAAAAGCGUAAAAAGCAAAUUCAGUUUAAUUCGCAGUCCUGAGAAAACAGCUGUCAUUUUGCGACGCCAACACUGGUUUCCCCGCGAAAUGACAUCUGAAAAACAAGCGCAGAAAUUCUAUGCUGAUGACGCGUCACUAGCCAGAUCUGGGUAGAUGUAGUGCCUCUGAUUGGCUGAAGCAAAUCUUCCACGCGGGGUGACCAAUUAGAAGCACUACCCAGGUCGGGGUAGUGACGCGUCAUCAGUAUGGAAUUUCUGCGCUUGUUUUCGGGUUGACUCCAGUAGUGGCGUUGCAAAAUGUUGGCUGUUUGCUCUGUCUACAAUUUGGGAUUGGGUACUCUAAAAAGAAUAGUGAAAAUUAUUCGAGAAAAUGCUUUUUGGCAAAAGAAAAAGAAGUCCGGGUUAACACUAUAAUUGGUCCUCGAACUGCUGGGCCCUACUCUCUUAGUAGCGUUACCUUAUACAUACAAAAUUUUUUGGAAAUAAUUUCUUUUUCCAUAGAUUACUCCAUGAAGAUGAAAUUCGCCGGGAAGAAAUUGGCGAGGAUGGUAAGUUAAUAUGUUGUGUGCUGUAAGGUUUUAUUAAUUGGGCAUUUAGUUUUAACCGCUAUAUUUUCCCCUUGCAGUUGAAGGUCUAAAGAUGAAACUUCAAAAGAGAGAAAGGGAGGUGGAAAGCAAGAAACAAGAAUUAGUAAGUGGUGACAGUAGUCAGAUAUAUCGGCUUACUAUACAGGGAACCCCAACAUUUAGUUCCAAGAGUAAACCUCUCUCGGAUGAUUUGGCAAAUUAAAGCGUAGUAUCGAGGUGAAGAUAAAGAACGAUGCAGAUGUAAUAAGUGCAUAUUCAGGUUUUUCUUUAGUUUUCUCCUUUUGGGAAUAGUAAUUAUUCUAAUAACUCAAUGUUAAUAUAGGGUAGUGAGUUGCAGAAUAAACUACUAUUAGUAAAAAAAAAGGUACCGUUUCAUCAUUAUUUUCUCUGUGCAAGAAGCUUGUUUUCAGUUACUGUCCAUACAUGCACUGACGUUAUUUUGUUCUUCACUGGUUAAGGUCAUAUUGAAAGUAUUUGCUUUUCAUGUUAUUUUUAUAACAGGAAGAGUUGAAGGAAGCAUUUGAUAAGAUGUCAGUGAAACUUGAACGAGAAUCGCAAGAAAGGGAAGAAGCAAUGAGACAAGUUCGUGAACAAGAAGCAAAACUGACCGAAGCUAACUCUAGGGUGGGUACAUCAAGAGAAAAAAAAAUGUCCUUUUUUCUGAUUCCUUAUGAACCAAGAUGCUGAAACACAUUUAAGACUAAAAUUGAACGAUAAGUAAUCGUCAUCGAAAGUUGAUUCAAUUUAUUAAUCACUCAUUCUUAUUCCUUGUCUUCGUUUAAAAAAAAAUGAAAACGAAAUCUGCAAACAAAGAUUAUAAAAGACGGUCGAGUUGACUUCAUACGUGUUGGUCUUUGCGCAGUGCUAAAUAGACUUGCCACAAGUCGACCUCUUGGUGAGCGGAGCGAGCCUUGUUUGGCCUCGAAGCGGCCGACCGUGAGCGACGAGCCACAUGAAAUCCGACGAAGGAUUGUUUUGAAAGUCUAAGUGCUAAACUACAAUAACAUGCAGCUGACCAGUUGAAGUGUUUCCUUUAAAUUAUUUAGUUGGACAGAAAACAAACUAUUUCAGCCUAUUGUGCACGAGCAUGGACUUGUGCUUCCAACAUACACUGCGUUUAACUCUCUGGCCUCUAACGUCUAUCAUGCCCUUUUAACGUUGAUGGUCUUAUUGCAGAUCGAGUCGGAAGGUCAAGAAAGACUCAAACUGCAAGAGAUCCUGAAAGGAGUUGGAGGAUCAAUACCAGAUGACGCUAAAAUAUCCAACCUCACCAGCGCUGUCGCUGCCGCUGCUAAGAGCUCGCCGAUGCAGGGUGUCUCUCCUCCUCCACCACCUCCCCCUCCCCCUGGUGGACCUGCACCUCCCCCACCGCCACCCCCUCCUGGAGGGGCUCCCCCACCACCUCCACCACCUGGUGGGGCACCAGGUGGUCCUCCUCCACCUCCUCCCCCUGGGGGAAAAUCGGAUGGUGGACUUUUUGGUUUCGCUAAGCAACCGAACAGGAAGGCACCCAAGCCGUCUCAGCCACUGAAGUCCUUUAAUUGGGCUAAAUUACCUGAUGUAAGUAUAGCAAAAGAACCCCACAAAAUCAAACUGUUUGUAGUCGAGAUAUACACUUGCUUAUUUAAGAACACAUUCUUUUGAUAUACAUAUCUGAAAAGUCUUAAGUUAGAUGAAAGUUCUAGUUCUCAAGGGCUUGUGGCUAUUCCUACUUAACGAUGCAAUGCCUCUGCAUCAGUUCGAGGAGACUAUUCGAUAUUCUUUUUUUUGUAGUCCAAAAUAAAAGGCACAGUUUGGACAGACAUCGACGACGCAAAGGUGAGAAGAAUCUGAGCUUAAUAAUCACAUUUACAAUGUUGAAAGUUCUCAGGUCUCAGAGCUCUCAUAAUUUCUCAUUUUCUUGAUCUGAAUUGCAGUUCUUGUGAAUAUUUCAGGUUUAUGCAGUCAUGGAUUUUGAAGACUUUGACAGAAUGUUCUCUGCUUACCAAAGGAAAGAGGUAUGACUACGCCCUCUAAAGGAACCUUCCAUAUUUUAAAGGGGUUUUGUUCCUUUUUACACAGAAGCCUUGCAAUAAACUCCUUGAACUACUGGAACACGAGAUACUGGAGAUUCAGUCAGUAGUACAAAAGUGAGGGAGGAGCAACAGUGGGGUUUCAAUCCAGCCAAUAAUCAUAGCGCUAAAUCUGCCCUUCAAAGAAAGUGAGCUUAUAAUUGAUAGAGCAGUCCUCUAAGAAAACCUCCAGUAGCCGAGAUAGCGUGUUCAGACCAAUCUGCAAUGCACAACUUGACCUCCUGUCUUUUCCUUCCCUCGCAACAUUCAUUCGGGGUCAGCUAACCGUUCAUGCACUUAUAUUUAAAGGUUUGGAGCAUAGACUCUAGGCCCUGUUUAUAUGGAGAAAACCUGUCCCAAAUAGAAGGGUCACUUUAAAACUUGGCGAACCGUUUAUCAUAGAGACAAAACGUUGGCUCGGCUAAAAAGCCGGUUCAACGCCCUUUUUUAUGGUCGGGUCACCCUCCUAGCUCGCUCGGGUCGAGGCCAGACAAUCAGAGCAUGCGCGAAUGAGUGAGUAUGAGUUUGUUUUUUAUCAAUUUUUUCAAAAAAUCUUUUUUUUUUUGAUAUGUAGAAAGACAACAAGGAUGGCGCUGACAGUGUUUCAAGACCAAAGGAAUUGUCACUGAUCGAUAGUAGACGUGCUCAGGUUUGAACUCCAAUUAAAAUUUCUAUAAUUAGUUUUAAUCUGGUAGCUAGAAUCAUACCCCUUUUUGUGGACAACGUGGUUGUAUUUCAGAAUAUUGAAAACGUUGUUUUGAUCAAUAAUAAAAACUAGAAUGAAUAUGAGCUUUUUAGCUUUGAACGCGAGAUAGAAUAGAGACGUCUUGUAGACGUCUCACCUUGUACAGAAUAAUUAGUUAGCACUACAGGGUAGUGAUUAGUCGUGGACGUUGUCCCAUUCUUGCAAACAGAAAAUUUAAUUUUUGUUAUUUCAGAACUGUGGUAUCCUGCUUUCCAAGUUGAAGAUGACAGAUGAGGAAAUAACCAAAGCUAUUCUUUCUGUUGAUGAAAAUGACGAACUAUCAAAAGACAUGAUCGAACAGGUAUAAUGAUUAUCGUUCGUACUGCUACGUGAACCUUGCUUCCUCGUUAGCAAAGAAUCGCAGAACUUGAAAUAUUCCUAAUCUCGUCGUUCCGUCUUCCGGGGUCAGUUUACCCUUCAUACACGACCAUUUAAAGGUUUUGAGCAUAGACCUAAAGCCACUGUUUUAUGGAGAAAACCUGAUCCGGGUGGAAUUGUCACUUCAAAACUUGGCGAACCGUUUACAUUACAAAAAAAACGUUGGCUUGGCUAAAAGGGUGGCCUGCUUAGGCGUGUCGCCCUUUUUCAAUGGUAGGGACACCCUCCUAACUCGCCCAGCCGGGUCAGCUCGGUCAUUACAAGAUAAUCAGAGCAUGCGCGAGGGUCAGCACUUGGUAUUAACUCUCGGGGCUCGAGCAAAGGAGUCAAUUUCGGCUGAGAGGGACAAGGUUUUUGUCGUUACUCAUAGUAAAGAGCCAGUCAUUUUACUUAAGACAAAACCAACAUUUAAUGCGGUGACCGGGAGCAAGUUAUUUUAAACUUCCGCUGCACGCGCUGAUUUUCUUUUAACGAAUAUGCGGCUAGCCUACCCUAGGUGCCAAAGAUUUUUCUUGCGCGAUUUCCGGUUUCGAUCAAGCAUUUAUAUUAACGCGCGCGGUUUUUUCUCGUGGCCUCCCCGCUCGUGACUUCGGCCUGCGGACGACACCGAAGCGUCCAGCCGCACGAGAAAAAAAACCUCUGGUACCCCGGGUAAUAUGCGGCGGCAUAGUAAAAAACGUUUGGUUACUUAGAUUAUCCCUUGUUAACGAUUGUUGUGUUUUGCCUGUUUACAGCUUCUCAAGUAUGUUCCAACAUCAGAUGAGAAGAAUCUCCUUAACGCACAUAACAAAGAUAUCGAGCAGUUUGCUCGGGCUGAUAGGUUUUUAUACGAUAUGUCCAGGUGAGAAUGAUAAAUUUAACGAUGCACGCAAUUCAUCUCUUAGUCACCACUGCAGUGUGCAUAUCAUAAUGAAACAACCUGAAACUUAUUCGCCGCGUCCAUAUAAGCUGAUUUUGUAAAGAAAAAAGUGGACGUUACCUAGCGAAAAACCCUGCUGGAAGCUAAACCAAAAAUCUCUAAGGGCCUGUCCACACUUAGUAACCGAGUACUUUUCCCCGCGUCCCGGUACAAAAAUGGUGGUGUUUUCAUACGUUUGGUACCAUUUCUAACUAACUGAGAACUUUGGCGUUUGGCCCCAUUUCUAACUAACUGAGAACUUCUGCACACAGGGACCCGGUACCUUAUUAAGUGCCCGAAUUCUGGAGUGGGUGUGUUCACAUCCCAGUGAGUACCGUACUCGGUCACCUUGUCCGAGCACCAAUUGUGAACGCUGCUUAAGUUUUGCGGUGUUUGGUGUUAACGAAUGUUUUACUCGAUUCUCUAAACAGCUUAUUAUAUAUUCCUGCUAUACAACAAGAUACGUCUUGGGUAGCGUUUUUUAAUAACAAUUUGGAUGGUUGAGUGAAUUGACUUUUGGCGGGUUAAGACUCGCGCUUUGCCUACUCCUUAUUAUUGUUUUGUAAGUACCGGUUGUAACACAUUUGUAUUGUUUACUAUUUAGAAUUGUCCAUUACGAGCAGAGACUUAAGUCCCUGUUUUAUAAGAAAAGAUUUCCUGAAAGAAUGGGUGAAGUAAAGCCACGAGUACAAGGUUUGUUCUUAAAAUUUAUGUAUGCAUUUUUUUUCAUUCUGUUUGUACUGAGGACUGUUUUCGUGUCAGCUGAUGCACAUGCGCACUAGAUACUAUUUCUUAGCCGAUAAGCUUAUUACAAGAUACGCGAUUCAAUGAUCAUGCAUAUGGUUUUUAAGUAAUGUAGAAUGAGUAAGAGAAUACUCGGGAACAGGUUUACAGUAAAAGAUCGAAGGUAGUAUGAAACACUAGGCAAGAUUAAAACGGAUUUGUAGAUCUUUGUAUUUGACGUGUAACUUUUGUUUCGGGUUAAGGUAAACGCUUUUCAUACUGGCAAAGCUACAAUGUAGCUUUCAGGGGAACUUACCAUCAACAUGGGAAAACCGGAAAUGCCUGGUGGAAAAUCAAAUGGUUCGCCCCAUUUCGUUUGGGAAGCUCCAGAAAAUAUGAGCUGUGAUUUGAGGCAAUGCAAUUUUGUCACUCUUUUAAGUCUGUUCUGCUGAAUUGGAUACAGUUUGUAGCGGGUUGUUCUCCCACCACGUCAAAUUUUGUAUUUUUAUGUUUAUGCACAAGAUUUCCACCCGGGUGGUUUGUGUAAGUGGUAGAGUUUAACAGUAGAAUUUAACAGUAGAGUUUAAAAGUUUUUUGUUCUUCUUGUUUAUUAUUUUUGCAGCUGUACUGGAGGCGUCUAGAGAAGUUCAAAGAAGUCAAAGGCUUAGAAUUUUGCUUGAAGUUGUUCUUGCUUUUGGUAACUACAUGAAUCGAGGAGCAAGAGGAAAUGCUUCCGGUGAGAAUUUAGCUAUUCGGUAUAAGAAGAAUGAUAUAUAGAAUAGCCAGGACUAAACGCGGAGCCUCCGUUUCUGUUCGUAUACCAAUUCAAGCUAAAGGUCAAACAAAAGAAACUUCAUGAUGUUUCACUGGAACAACUCCAUUGGCUGCCCCAGGUGAACAAGUUAAAUUUCGGUUAAGACAAACAUAAGUUGCAUUUCUUGGAUUCCCCUUUCCCCUCCCUAGCAGAGUGUACUUAGUCCCUCCCUGAGAGUCUGUACGGGGGUACAUACGUACGCUGACAUCAUAACCAAAUUUUCUCGCGGAAGCUCCACCGCGUGAGUGGGCGCGGAGGUUCCGCUGUUAUUGUUUUUUUCUGAGUUUGAGUUCUCUGAGCUUUAACAUGGUUGCCACAGGUCAGCAAAUGACUAGGAAACAGGAGCCCAUCUUGGGCUUCUGUUAGGAAGCAAUAAAGUCCCUUGAGAGUCAGACAAAACUGAGGCUAGUUUACUUUGAUUCAGUAAAAAAUGCAGUUUUAAAGAAAAGUCAGGAGAAAUUGGAAUUAUAACACCAAAGAUUUAACACCACUGAGGGUCGGAAGAAGAAUAUUAGAUCACCAUAAUCUUAAGAAUGGUUUCCGUUAAUGAAAAAGAUACAAAAAAUUUUAUGUUCAUAAAAAAGAGGACGGAAAAUGGAAAGAACGGCUUUAAGGGAAAACUGACCUAACAUUAUGUAUUGGUUUCAUUGGUCAGGUAAAUUCCCUUUUUGUAGUCUCAAUUGUCAUCCGUCUCUUCGCCCUACCCCCCACGGCACCCCUCUUCAACGGGCGGCAAGGUCCUGGCGCCGUUGAGGGGGGUGGUACUGGGGUGAAGAGACACAUGACUUUUCAGACUAUCCUUUUAGGGGAGAGUCAGGAGAUUUUGAAAACUGGUGUCUGUGGCAACUAUAUUUAAAGGGAUGUGAAAAAAGCAGACGCAUUCCUGUACGAGUACGGUUAUCUUGUCGGGUUUUUUUGUCAGCAUUUGUUAUCAACAAGCAAUUUCAUUGUUAAUUUUCUCUUUUUUAUAGGUUUCAAGCUGGCUAGUUUAAACAGAAUAAUCGACACCAAAUCCAGCUCAAAUUCGAAAAUAACUCUCCUCCAUUACCUUAUUAUGGUCUUGGAAAGAAAGGUAAAAUCCUUACGUAUUUCUAACAAGUGAACUCCAACUAUGACUGUGUCCACACGACUCCGUUGUUUCGCCUUGCAAACGCAUAUAACCCAGCUUAUGCGUUAACGGCUCACGCCCACACGGCGUGAACGAUUGUAAACUGAUGUAUUUGUAAACAGUAUCCAGUCCGGCUAAGUUCGUAAACCGCAUAACACCUUAAACCCGAACAUUCUCUGCACUGCUUUCUAUUCGUUUCUUACGGCAGUGGUGAGGAGAAUUUACAAUCAAGACCUUUUUCGCUCGCUAGCUGAUCAUUUCUUACUUUCUUAUGACCUUAAUGUUCGAUUCAGCAGUGUUACUAUAAGGAAAAAUUCAGUGUUAUUUACCCUUGGGGAUGAAUUAGUAGCAUUGUUCUCUUGUUCACAUAGAACGGAUGAAUACGUGUGCGUUCACAAACCGAACUUAAACGGACCGAUAUGGACAUACCUUGACAGAGCCUAAAAGAGCACAUCUACGGCCAGGCACGAGAAAAAUGUGCAAAUGGCAUCAAGAGUGCGGCAAUAAAAACGGUCAACUUGUUUUGCAAAACUGCAGCAAAACGAGUUUAAAAGUUUUACUACCCACGUUCAAACCUUUCUUGCAACAAAUCAGUUUGUUGCAAGUUGCAUGAAGACUGACUUUUGAUUGGAUGAAAUUACUCGGGAGUCACGCCAUACACGGGAGUUACGUCACUUGCUGCGAAACAAGUUUGUCUUGGACCGGUAAAACACGCAACAUGUACAGAUUUUUUUGCAAAAAGAAAAAACUACUCUCUACUUUCUGCAACAACCUGUUUGUUGCAAGAGAAGUUGAUUCGUGGGUGGCAAAACAUGCAAGGCCACUAUUUAACUCAUUUUGCAGCAAUGUUGCAAAUUAAGUUGAACGUUUUUAGUUGUACGUUUUACCGUACAUUUACAAUGGGUGUGAAGGGCAGGAAACAUGCAGAUCGUGCUUCUAUCCGUGGGUGGGGGUGGGGGUGGGAGCUUAUAAUCGGAUGUAUUUUCUAUUUGCAGGUAAAUUUGUUUAUAACGGGGGCCUAUGGGGGUGCUUAUAAGCGGCGGUUUACCGCAUUACAGGAAUGUUUUUCUUUUUCGCUUCUCUUUUACAGUAUCCCGAAGUCCUAAAACUGGAAGAGGAGCUUGCGCACGUCAGAUCGGCUGCUAAAGUCAAGUGAGUGCUACAUUACUCCCUACGAUUAUGUUUCAUGAAGUCCUCUGACACCAAAGUGACGUUGAGUAAGGAGGGUACCUCGCAUAACCUAUGUCGAAGGAUACUAUAUUGCGGAUUACAUCUUUUCCCUGACGUGUUUUAUGAACGUCUGAUUUUAAGUGCAUCUUGCCAUCUAAAUUUAUUUCAGUCUUAGGUCUACUAUCAUGCUUGUAAUGCGUGCGUGGCUCACAGUCAUGAAUUAAGCGUUCCUCUUCAGAAUUUUUGCCCUUCUUCUCUUCUGACACUUCUUUUUUUCUUUUCUGUGGUUUUAGUUUAAACGAUUUGGAGGCCGAAACGGGCACUAUUAAGAAAGAAAUAAAAGAAGUUGAAAAGGUAAGCAUACACAAAAAAAAAAAACGAUGAGAAAUCGCAUGUUACAUUUAAUCGUCUCUAUGUGAACUAAAUUAGUAAUUUCUAUGCUUUCAAGGAGCUGGAAUUUCAGCAUAAGAAAAAGGAACGUGUUCAUGGAGACAAGUUUGUAGAAUCUGUUGGGUCGUUUGUGAAAGUCGCACAGUUCUCGUUGUCAGAACUGGACGAUUCUUGGAAAGAUAUGAAGCAAAAGGUAACAGUGUUUUAUUGGCUUGGUCAUCUUCUUUUUUUUUUUUUUUAAGUUAGUCACUAAAUAAACAAUUCAUUUUGUCAAUUAGUGAGUCAGUCAGUCAGUUAGUUGAGUCCGCGGUCGAGUCAGUUUGUUAGUCAGGUAACAUGACCCCGUAACUGAGUAACUUGUUCCAGCGGGUUAGAUGGUCACGACAGGCGAAGGUGACGGGAAAGGCGAGGACGUCCUCCUGCAUGUAUCGCUGCCCUCGCCUUUCCUUUUCGCUCGUGGAGACCGCAAGAGACAUAACAAGUUAUUGAUAUGGCCGGCAUGAUGAUUUAAUGGUGGGUGGUAAAGUUCUUGUUUUUCUGAAUCCGUUGUAACGGACUAGGACUGACGUUUAUCUUUUGGCCCUAUCCACACUAAUGCGUUUUCAAAAAUCAUAUACGUUUCGUUGUCGUCGAAAACGCAUCUAUCGAUUCGCGUCCACACGAUAUAAUUUCACGUGGUGACGUAAGUUAAACUCUAUGCGCAUGCUACUAACACACGCGCCUGCGAUAUUUUCGGUCACCCUUUUCAUUUUGAUGCGUUUUGGAGCAUACAUCAUAAUACGAUAUGUACGCGUUUUCGUUUUGAUCCACUUGCAAGAGGGUUUUCAAAUCGGUGCAUUUUCGAUGAAAUUACUCAGCGUAUUAGUGUGGACGGAAGGCCUAAACGCAUCGAAAUGAACGCGUUCUUAAACGGAAACGCGUUUAUGUGGUCGCGGCCUUAAUCUUGUUUUCUGUGACGGUUAUCUAGUACGGCAAAGCAGUAUCCAUGUUUGGAGAGGAUCCCAAGCAGUUUCAGUCAGACGAAUUUUUUGGCCUGUUUUCUGCAUUCCUGGUUUCUUUCGCGGUAAGAAAACUUUAUUUGACAACGAGGUCAUCAACUCUCAAUCCUUUUCCUCCUCUAAGAAAAUACCAAAGAUUAAAUUAUUAAGGAAAUAUGAAAACCUAUCUUAAAUCUUUCCAUCUUAGACUUUUAUGCCAUCUUUUGUUCAAUUGAUGUAAAUAACUCUAGCCCGUAGUUCGAGGAGGACUAACCUCUCAUAAGCUCUUACAGUUUCGCCACUUCUUUUUUCUACGUAUCCUAUAUCAUUUGUAAUUCGUGUUCUAUUAUGGUGUGGCAAGUAAAAUAAUAAUAAAAAAAACGUCCAUCAGAUUUCCCCUUAGCAGUUAUAGAACAAGUGUGCAAAAUGUGCCUUGUUUUCGUUCACAGGAGGCGAAACAUCAAAACGAAGAGAUGAAGAAAAAGAAAGAGCAAGAGGAAAGAAAAGCCCAAGCGUUAGCCGAGGUAAAAUUGUGGUUUAUCUGGGAACCCUUUUUGGCCAAGCGCGAUGAGAACGACGUAACUGAGCGCGGGGCGCACGUCUGCGCGCUCUCUCAGCGUUCCAGAAGUCUCGAGUUCUCGUUUUUAUAACAGUUUUAUAGUUAAUUUUUUAAAUAUUCACAAAAAUGAAGGAAAUCUAUUACAUAAAGCGGCAAGAAACGAAAAAUAACCCUACUCGUCGAAGUGCGCGAUGCCCCCUGAUUUCUUUUGCAAAAAAUGGAGCUCCCUUAUAUGCAGAAAAUAAGCCUGAGGGUGAAUUGCCACUAUCGCUUAAUUUUUACGUGCGUACGCACGUAAAUUUAACGCGCGUAAAUAAAAUACAGACAAUGUUUGAAAGUUGGAGAUGGGAAGUACAUUCAAAGGUUAGAGGCUAUUUUUGCUGAAAACUCGCAAGGUUUAAAACGUUCUUAGUCAAAUCCAUUUUGAUUGCUUUGCAGCAAAAAGAGCGAGACCGACAGAGAUCAGCUGCCAAGAAACUUAUUCACAACAAUUCAGUACCAGAAAAGAAGAAUAACAGAAAAGGUAGCGGCAUUGGGGAGAAUAGGGGCGAGUUUGACGACUUGAUCUCGGCUCUUCGGACAGGUGAUGUCUUUGGCGACGAGCUCAGUAAAAUGAAAGGACGGAGACGGACGGCGCCGCCGAAGCAGGCUCGGAGAGUCGAAAAUGUUUCCGAACGCGAACGAGCCUCCCCGAAAAUUGCAACAAAGUUUCAACACUAA